UUUUAGGUUUAUCAUAAAAUACCUGGAUGUUUGUGUCAUGAUUUUACAUUUCCAUUAAAAUCAAAAUUGUAUUCAUUGUUUGCAUAUGAACUAUCAGGAAAUUAUUUGGACAUUCAAAAAUACUAAAUUUUCUGUAAUACAGCCGUGAAGACACCAAUAAGUGAACUGUGUAAGAUUCCAAAAAGUAAGCUGAAGCAUCUGUUUUUUAGGGUUAUAUUUUUAUGGUUUCAGCAAAUAAUAUGGUAAGAGUUCCAUAGGAUAUAUAUUUUUUAAAGAAUAUGUGUUGAAGAUAUGCUAAAAUACUAAAAAUUAUUAAAGAAAUACAAAAAUAAUCGACAUAAUAAAAACUUAAGCCUUCAUAAAGAAUUGGAAAAAGUGAAAAUGCCGCAAUAGUUAUAAAUUGGUACAAAUUUUCCAGGAAUUUGCUCUAAGGCUAAUAUUUGAAGAGCUGAAAACGUGUUUAAAUGGUAUUUUCUAAGAUGUAACUCUAGAACACCCAACAAGUAAAUUUCACUCUGUUCCCAAAAAUUUGCUGGUAAUACAAAAAAAUAAAAAUGAAAAAUACCUCAAUGCACAUCAACAGUUUGGUAUGUGCCAGUUAGGAUUAAGUGUCUUUAAUCUAUUGCAGUGCUUUAUGGAGAAAAGAAAACAUAGAUAAAUAUAUAGCAUAGUGCUUAGCACAUGCUAGCUAUCAUUGAUGAAUUAAUGAGUGCUUAUGUAAAUAACAAAUUAGGCGUGUACAUAAAUGGCUUAUGACAUUUUUUAAAAGCCGUUGUGGGCCGGGGCGGUGGCGCUGUUGCCGCCGCGGCGUGUGAGGCAGCCCCUCCCCUCCGCCCCGGCCCCGUUCCUCCUCCUCUCUCCGCUCCCUCCAUCCUCCCUCCCCUCGCGGGCUCUCGCCCGAGGGAAUGUGGCGCGGCCGCGCGGGAUGCAGCCUCGGCCCCUGCGGCGGCCCCGCCAGCUCGAGAGAAGACAGAGCUGCCGCCUGCGCCCGCCCCUGCGCGUCUCGGGCAGCCACCGCCGCUGCGGAAGGAGAACUAGCAGGGCAGCGGAGGGACGGGGCGGGAACACGGGAGAGGGAGAGGAGCGUUCGAGGGCGAGGACGGAAAGCGGGGAGGGACGGACGGACGCCCGGGCAGGGGCCGCCACUGAGCCUGCCCGACUCCUCGGCUCCGCUCCGGGCGGCGGCGGCAGCGGCGUCGCGGACGAAGGGCGCGGCAAGCUCUAUGGAGACAAUAGCCCCGCCGCGCGGCUCUGGGGGCGGCCGAGGCUCGCCGAGCGCCCGGGCAGCGUCCUGGCCCCCGCCGGCCGGGUGCCGCUGCCGUCCGGUGUGCGGGGCGCGCCGGUUGCCCGAGCCCGAGGCUCCCGGCGGCCGUCCCUUCCCCUCCGCCUCCCCGGUGUGCGCCGCGCUGCUUUUCCGGGUUCCCCUGGACGGAGCUGGAUUCUGCUUCCCGCCAAGGCAGGAAGUGAGUUUCGCACUGCAAUUCCGGCCAGUGUCACCAGUGAAAAGUUUUUUUUUUUUUUUCGGCGGAGAUCCUACUUGGCGCUGGGAAACUCCUGCAAAACUAGAGACCAGGAAGCCAGCCCGCACCGCAACCCCCACCAAAGGCACCUACUCUUCUCGGGAGGCCAGUCCACAUCCGCUCUCACCCGAGAGAGAAGUUCCGCUGGAUCCAAAGUGACUAAUGAAGGGAAGGAAAUCAUGUCAAGCCAAGCCUUGAAAAAGCUGCCCUGAGACGCUGUCCCGCCGAAAGGUGUUGAUCCCAAGUGAACCCGACUUAAGGCCUCCCCAUCUGCAGAACACAAUCUCAAGGAAGAAUUUAAGGGGAAACCCAUCUACAUAGUUUGGCGUUCUGUAAAGAAUUGCCAUGCUACUCCUGAGGAUCUAGGAUAAUACCGAAAGCAGCACAUAUGGGGCACAAGAUUUCCAACACUUUAAAGCUUAAUGCUUUGCAAGUAUGUUUUGAGGCUUCUUUAAAAGUUUAUGGAUCCUGCCCAGAGCUGGAGUCGGAGGCCUGGAGGCUGCCCCCGAGAGUGCCCGCGAGCCCGCGGCCCAGCCGAAGCUCUUUCCCGCCGCCUCUCCGCCCCUCGUCCCUGUCCAGCCCUGCCCGACCCCCCACCCAGUCCGGUCCCCUGACCCUCAGUCCGGCCCGGUCUGGCCUCCCAGCAGGGUCACGCAGCCGCCCGGGGAGGAUGAAAGGAGGAUAAAUGGGCGCAAGGCAGACAGCGGCCUUCCUGCUGCUCUUCCCGCUCGUGCUGUCACAGCCGCUGGGGCCAGUGGAGCCCCUCUGCGGAGACAGGCUCUGCGUCCAGCACCUGCUCCGGGUCACGCUCUGGGGAAGCAGGAGUCGCACGGCUGUCUCAGCCUUGGAUUUGACUUUGGCCUCAUCCACCUCGGGGCCACGCGAGAACCACGUGGGUUACCAAGUUCAAGGGGAGAGAGAGGAAACGGACGAAAACGGCGGCCCAUCUGGGACUGCCUUCCUUCUCUGGCUCCACCCUUGACUUCUUCAGAGCUGGGGCUUGAAGCCUUGAGCUCCAUGUUACUCCCUGGGCCGCAAGAAGCUCACUAGGCCCACUAUUCAGAGUAGUGUCUCUGGAGGCUGUUGGGGGGGCCCUUCCUCUGUCUCCCCGGUCGACGGCUCGCCGGGGAUACCCAGGAUUGCCGACUGCCUGGACAUUUGCAUUUCUGCCCCCUCGGGUUUUGUCUCAGGCUGUGCCUGCGGCUGUGCCUCUGCCUCAGGCUCCAGCUUGGUGGCAGACUUCUUGUCAGAGACAGGUUCGGGGGUCCACAAGGGUUCAAUUCCCCGGGAACUCUCCCCCUCCUUGCUGAUGGCCACAGAGGGAGAUCCCCAUGCCUUGGGCUGCAUCCAGCAGUGGCUGAGGAUCUCGUCGAUACGGAGCCGCCUGUUGACGUCGGGCUGCAGCAUGCGGUCGAUGAGGUCCUUGCACUCGCCUGUCAGGUGCUUGGAUCGUGGAAAGUUGAGGCGGUGCUCCUUCUGGAUAUGCAGCAUCUACUUGACGUUGGAAUCGUCGUAGGGCAUGGAGCCGCAGACCAUGAUAUAGAGGAUCACGCCUAGGCUCCAGAUGUCAUACGCCUUGGGCUGGUAGGGAAUGCCCUGCAGCACUUCUGGGGCUGCAUACGCUGGUGACCCGCAGAAGGUCUUGCUUAAUGCCAUUCGACCACUGUCAUCCCACAGGCAGCGCUUGGAGAAGCUGAAGUCAGACAGCUUGAUGUUGAAGUCCUUGUCGAGGAGAAGGUUGUCACACUUGAGGUCCCGGUGGACGACAUCCAGGUCAUGACAGUACUUGAUGGCCAAGGAAAGCUGGUGGAACUUCUUGUGAGCUUCAUCCUCAUGCAGGGCUCCCCGGGUUUUGAUUAACUCAAGGAGGUCGCCCUGGACCGCAAGCUCCAUGACGAUGUAGACCUUGCCAUGUGAUGUCUCGAAGAUCUCGUAGGUCUUGAUGAUGGAGCAGUGGUUUACCAUGGCCAGAAUCUCAAUUUCCUGGGGAAGGAAUUUCUCCAAGAAGUCUGCGGGGGCUUUCUUGCGGUCAAUGAUCUUGAUCGCCACAUUGAACUUCAGGCGCUCAGAGUAAGCAGAUUUUACUUUUGCAUAGGAGCCCUCUCCCAAAUUUCUCCCCAGGAGGUAGCCUCAUCGCUUGAGGACAGCGGCAUCAUCCAUGGUCCCAGGAGUGCCCAGUGCCUCUGAGGCUGCCCUCUACAGCCCUGAGGCGCAUGGGCCAGCAGUGUGCUCAUUUACCUCCUGGACAGAGAGUCCUUUGGGCUGGCCAGGCCUGCUGUUCCUGCCUCCUAGAGGCCAAGACUCUGGAGUGGAACAUUGGGCACUGUCUCCCAGGUGACCAGUCAGUGAAGUCACAAAGGAGGAGUGCCCUGGGGGUGGGAGGAAGUCCCAUCCCUGACCUCUUUUUCUCCCCUUCAGCCCUUGACGCUGUCUACACAGGCGACCCUCAGGGGUGCAGAGCAGGGCCAAGGAGGGUGCUGUGUCAAGAAGGUAGAAAGUCUCCUGGCCCUGGAGUCAUGUAGUUUGAGAUGUCUGGAUUCUGCCCCCUCACUAUACAUCUCUUACCUUGUCUGAGCCUUUGAUGGCUUCUUACAGCAGCUCUGUGGGAAGACAAGCAGCAGGAGUUCUGCUCUUGGCUGUGAGCUCCCUCCUGGGGACCUGCCCAGCCACAGCCCUGGCUGGGCUCCCAGGGCAGAUCUGGGGCUGGGGGCUGAAGGUGGGACCUGGAUGCCACCCUGAGCACUGGCGGCUCCUCUGAGGACAUUACAAGCAGCAAGGGCAGCACUGGACAGCGACCAUCGUUUCUGCUGGCAGUGGAGCCUCUGCUAUGACUGGUUCUGUGUCCAGCACCUGCUCUGGGCCACACUGUCCGGGAGAAGGAGUUGCACGACUGUCCUAGCCUUCAAUUUGACUUUGGCCUCAUCCACUUAGAGGGGUUUCAGGCACAGCUGAGCAGCAGUAACAUCGACACAGAGACCUGAAGACUGACAACAGACUCUCGCAGUAAGAUACAACACGCUCUGAAAGAAACUGAAGUAUUUUACUAUCAAACAGAUUUCUUUGACAUAUUUUGAAACGGUUCUGCAAAGCUGUCUCUUGUGAGGAAAAUCUACAUUCUGUAAAGAAUCUCCUUCCCUUUCCAGGUCUUUUCUACUAAGAGAAUUAACUAAUUCUUAUAAGAAACAUUAACAGUGUGUUCUUUCUGAAGCCUGAUACCUGGAGGCUUCAUCUGCCUAAGAACCUUGGUCCCCAGAGACAGUUCCUCCUCUUGGUUCCAGGUCUUUAGAUAAACUCUUUGAGCCAGUUGCCAAUCAGAAAAUCUUUGAAUCCACAUGACCCGGAAGCCCAACUCCCACUUUCAAGUUGUCCCUCCUCUUCCGACUGAACCCAUGUAUACCUUACAUGUACUGAUUGGUAUCUCGUGCUUCCCUAAAAUGUAUAAAACCAAGUUGUCCCUACCCCCUUGGGCACUUGUUGUCAGGAUCUUCUGGGGCUGUCCUGGGCCAUUAAUCACAUAUUGGCUCAGAGGAAAUCUCUUUAAAAAAAAGUUUAUUUAUAUUGCUGUCUACAAUGAAAAAUAUCCAAUGUUAUGUUUACUCUUUGUAAUUAAAUGCUAAAAAAUUUAUUUUGAAAAAAUAAAUAAUAAAAAAAAAAAUAAAAGCCUUUGUGAUAUGAAGCAAAUGAACCUCUUACAUUGUUGAUGGGAAUAAAAUGAUACACAAAUGUUAGAAAACAAAACCUGGCGGCUUCUUUUAAAGUAAAAUAUAUCCUUGGCAUAUGACCUAGCAAUUCCACUCUUAUUUAGUCAAGGAAAACGUAUUCACCCAAGACCUGUAUAUUAAUAUGCAUAGUUGCUUUAUUCAUGAUAGCCAAAACUAGAAACAACCGAAAUGUUCAUCAAGUGAGUGGAUAAACAAACAGGAUCCAUACAGUAGAAUACUUAACAGUAAAAAGGAACAAACCACUGAUAAAUGCAGCAACAUGGACAAGUACAUACUGUAUGUUUACAUCUAUUUGAAGUUUCAGAAAAGGGGACUUGCCUAAUAAAAGCAGAUCACUGGUUGCCUGAGGCCAGGAGGGAGUGAGGAAUUGACUGCAAAGAAAAACGAGAGAACUUUUGGAGUACUGGAAAUAUUUUACAUCUUCUUUGGAGUGGUGGUUACAUUGGUAUAUAAAUUUGUCAAAACUCAUCCAGUGCAUGAUCCUGAAAGCAAAAAAUGCAUUUUAAAGGGGUACAUUUGCCGGGCGCGGUGUCUCACGUCUAUAAUCCCAGCACUUUGGGGCGCCGAGGCAGGUGGAUCAUGAGGUCAGGAGAUCGAGACUAUCCUG
Molecule: messenger RNA, 5849 nt
Organism: Piliocolobus tephrosceles (Ugandan red Colobus)
Lineage: Eukaryota; Metazoa; Chordata; Mammalia; Primates; Cercopithecidae
Product: translation initiation factor IF-2-like
Exons: 2
Coding region: 926-1732 (268 amino acids)
Source: RefSeq, a predicted model, not a curated record